This is a messenger RNA of Nerophis lumbriciformis (worm pipefish), 696 nucleotides long. NCBI's taxonomy places the organism in Eukaryota, Metazoa, Chordata, Actinopteri, Syngnathiformes, Syngnathidae. The record is from RefSeq and is a predicted model, not a curated record.
AUGAACGACACAGAAGCAGAAUCGUCCAAUGUGACUCUCCGAGUUUUCACCUUUGAAGAAAGAAACAACAAGACGCACGAGUCGCUAACCGUGUCCAUACCUGAGGUCCUGGAUGCACAUCAUGGCAUGCACGUGUGGCCUUGCGCAGUGGUGUUGGCUCAGUACAUCUGGAGCAGAAGAACUCAUGUGAAAGGCAAGAGGUGUCUGGAGCUGGGAGCGGGAGUGGCUCUUCCAGGCGUGCUUGCAUCCCGCUGUGGUGCUGAGGUCAUCCUGAGCGACGACGCUGAUGCGCCGGCGUGCAUGCACAACUGCAGACGAAGCUGUGAGGCCAACGGUCUACACGACGUGCUGGUGGUUCCUCUUACCUGGGGAGAAAUCUCCCCACAUCUGCUCCGGCUUCCACAUCUCGACCUUAUUUUGGCGUCUGACGUUUUCUACGAGCCCGAUGAUUUUGAAGAUAUCCUGGUCACAGUUUCUUUUCUUCUGCGAAAAAACCCAGACGCGGAAUGUUGGGUGACAUACCAAGAACGAAGUGGCGACUGGAGCAUCGAGGCGCUGCUGCACAGAUGGAAAUUGGCCUGCGUGGACGUGGACCUGGAAUCGUUUGACGCCAACAAAUCGGAGUUGGCGGGCUCCAGUCUUCCCGGCAACCAUGUCAUUCAAAUGAUGAUCAUCACACUGGCGAAGGAUACGUGA